Messenger RNA from Cladophialophora bantiana CBS 173.52, 1479 nucleotides. RefSeq lists its product as uncharacterized. Bases 1 to 1479 code for a protein of 492 amino acids. The transcript has a single exon. Lineage: Eukaryota; Fungi; Ascomycota; Eurotiomycetes; Chaetothyriales; Herpotrichiellaceae. The record is from RefSeq and is a predicted model, not a curated record.
AUGCCUUCCCAUAUCCCAACCCGAGCCCAAUCCCCAAUCAAGGCAAAUUCUGCUCUGCCAGGCGCUUCUUCAGCAUCAACGUCCGGGAAGGCGCCGCCGCGGAACACUCAAUUAGAUGCAAAAGAACCGACAAGGCUGGAAGCGAGACCGGCGUCUCUCCGCGCCACGAGCGGCGCCUCUGCACGACUGCUCAACGACCCGUCAAAGCCUCGUGAUUCUCUCCUUGUCGAAAAGGCUAGCACAAUCAAUGCCGCCCCCCGUGGUGGUCGUCUAGUGCUCGGCCAUUCUACGAGCCAGUCAUCAAGUAACGCAAGCAAUGCAAGCACCACGCGUCCAGCUUCAAGCGUACCGAGAGUGGCAACCGCUACGGCAUCUUCGCGGCCGCAGCAUGCCACCUCGAUUAGAAGUCUAAGGGACGCACGAUUGCCAGUCGUGCGGGUGCAUAGCAGAGCCUCGAGUGCAUCGACGCGGCUCAGACCAAACUCCGACGCUCGGGCCGAUAGACCGGUGACCCUUGAUAUGCCCUCGGGAGGAGACGCGUCGUCUCCGUCUGUUAGACCAACUGUGAAACCAUACAGGAAACCCGAGUCCAACACCGACCAGCAACAUUAUAGUCCCAAGAAGGAGAUGACGGCAUCGACCACAGUCCACCCAGUCUCAGGCUUGGAUCCCCAACACGGCACUAUUCGCCCCGGAUCCGCAGGCCGCGUCAUACCUUCGAUAGAACUUGCACGCCUUGAAGAUGAAUUGCUCCAAUUGUCCAUUGUACACCAAAAGUCUGCGGCAACUUUCCAGAGCUACCGGGCAUCUAUCAGGUCACAACUAAAGACUGGGCUUGAGGGCGUAGAAGAUCAGCUAACCACCCUCAGGUCCCUGCGCCAUGAUCGACAGGCUAACAUUAACGCCGUCGCCUUAAGCAGGUGGCUCGACGACGAACGAGCAACAAAAGACGUAAGUCGUGCAGGAUCAGAUACCUUACUUCUCCUCGCACACUGCCUGGGGGAGUUGCAAAAGGUCAGCAGGGUGCAUGGACCUCUGGAAGCGGCCAUGAAGUUAUUUGACGAGUGGUAUGGCUACGCGUCUCCUAGAGGCUAUACCGGAGAUGGUUUUUUUCCUGAGGAACAUAGCGAGGGAAAAGGCUACCAUCUCCACCAAUUGGACCCGCAAUGGUCAGCCUUGGUGUCAUCUGUGGAAGAUCGAGUCAGAGCCUGUGCAGCUUUAUUGGCGAGUCUGCAGGGGCCGCUCAAGUCAUCGUCAAUUGGAUUAUUGAUCGAAAUGCACAGCUCAUUUGCCGACCAGAUACUGGGAGAGAUUUGCAUUUGCAGGACCAUAGAAGACCUCAUACUUCGAGCACAACAGGAAUGGCUUGCCAGGGCAGUAGAACAGGCCCUUUCGGACGUGGAGUUACAUCAUUCCGUAGACGUAGCACGAGACACCCCAAGGAGAGGUAUCUGGGACCUACGACCAAAGGAUUCUUAA